This is a messenger RNA of Arachis ipaensis, 1861 nucleotides long. Its product is annotated as F-box/kelch-repeat protein At3g23880-like. The record is from RefSeq and is a predicted model, not a curated record. Lineage: Eukaryota; Viridiplantae; Streptophyta; Magnoliopsida; Fabales; Fabaceae. Gene Ontology annotation, molecular function: protein binding.
UGGAUCGACGAGCUAACUAGAAGGUAGAAACUACUAGAUUCGACACAAACACCAGAAAGAGAAGGAUAUUAUAGUUUCACUGUGUCCCUAAUACGUAUGAGGAGGGGUCCGAUUCAUGAUGAUGAUGAUGAUCAUCAUGAUGCUGCUGUUGCGAGGAAGGGGAGGGUGGUCACAGCCACCGGGGGUUGGCCGGAACUGAUCCGCUGUACCACGACAACACCACCGCCUUCACGGCUUCCGCCUAUCCUUCUGGACGAGCUUAUAGAGGAAAUACUGCUGAGGAUUCCGGCGAGGUCUCUUGUUCGAUUGAGGGACAGAAUCUGCAGUUCAUGGAGAACCCUAAUUUCCAGUUCCCAAUUCGCCAAGCAGCACCUUCGACGUUCAACGACGGUGGAUCCAACCUUGACCCCCCCACUUAUUGCCUACUAUUGCAUUGGCUACGCAUGCCCGACAAUAGGAGUUUUCUCCGUGCCAUCUCCGGUGGAGAACCCUCCCCAUGAACCCACUAAAGUAGUUCCCUAUAAGGGACGACGCCCCCGCUCCAUCAUUGACUCUUGCAAUGGAUUACUUUGCUUGUAUAAUGUAGAGCGUGACGACGGAGGAUUGCGCCAUGGUGCCAUGCUGUGGAACCCCUGCAUCGGAUCCACAUCUCAGCCGGUUGAAAUCGGAGGUCCCUUAUCCGUUAGCGGAUUUGGUUAUGAUCAUGUGAAUGACAAGUACAAGCUUUUCGGGAGAGUAUAUAAGAAAUCAGGCGAAUAUGUCAGCAGAAUUAUCACAUUCGGCCCAAAUAUUACCUGGAGAACAAUUGAGGAUUUCUCAUGUAGCAUGCCUAGCCCACACGGGACGUUUUCUCUGGUAUCGUCUGUUGGGAUUUUUGUGAAUGGCACUGGCACUCUUAAUUGGAUUUUUCACGAUUGUUUUAGGUAUGUCGUGGUUCGUUCCCUUGACUUGGUGAAAGAGACUUAUAAUCAGUUUCCCCUUCCCGAUAGGGAUUUAGAUGAUGAUUGCUUUAUGAGUCCCCAUUUGUGUAUCUUGAGGGGCUGCCUUGCUGCUUGUUAUGAGAAUAAGAGAACUCAUUGGACUGUCUGGCUGAUGAAGGAGUAUGGAGUCCCUCAAUCUUGGACUAAAUUGGUCGUAAUCCCCCACCACCCGCUACUCGUUAAUCCACUGGCAGGCUCUCCAUUACAGCCAAUCUACAUAUUCAAAAAUAAUGUUCUUCUGGCAAAAGCUCCCAAUCACAAGUUUGUUUUGUUGAACUUGAAUGAUGGCAGCAUAGAUUUUCCUAAUAUUGACAGCUCAAAUGAUGGCAUGCCCAAACUUCGUCCUUUGUCGAAGGGUUUAAGUUCAAGGAACUUUCAACUAUGUCAUGAAAGCUUAGUUUCACCCUCACACCUUGGUCUUCAAAGUUGCUCAUCUGAAAUGCGCUUGGUUAAGCCAAGCCUAUAAUCUCUUUAACAAGGUUUGCUUUUCGGCUACUCUUUUAACAUCCUUUUGGUGAAGGAUUUCCUACACUUAACUGUUGAAUCCAUAACUUGAUUAUCAUUAUUGUAUUGCCCUGUUUUUUGUGAAAUGGGCCUAUUUUAUAGGCUCUGUCCUCUUUAGGAUUAGCAAGUUGGCAUCACAGUAUUUAAUAAUGUUUUGUGAUCAGGUGCAUUGUGAAUCUGGUUACACGAUGUAUUUUGCUUUAUUAGAAUAUGUAUUUAUCAUGAGAUGCCUGUCUAGUUAAGGUUUGUAUCAGUUUGUUUUCACAAACUGGGAAUCUGCAGAGGUUCACGAGCAAGUGCUAUGUAAUGCCAUAUUUAACAUGGUAAUAUCCCAUCUUUGCUGAAAUUAAUUUAUUAGAGAACUAAUUCGAAUGUAA